Messenger RNA from Seminavis robusta, 2721 nucleotides. The record is from the annotation of a GenBank genome assembly. Lineage: Eukaryota; Bacillariophyta; Bacillariophyceae; Naviculales; Naviculaceae.
AUGCCAACAACGAAUCGCAAAGGAGUCUCCCAACGAAAAGAAGAUGAAGGGACGACAGUUAUUGAGACACGCACUGAUGCCAAGCAGAAGAAGGGAGCCAAGCAGAAGAAAGGGUUAUCGCGAUCUCGUGAGGAAUUCGCUGACAAGCUCCUGGCAGUAAGACAGCGCCUUUCCACCGUGAUCACGGGCACAAGAAAUAUCCAAGCCGGUGGCAAUGAUGCCACUGAUUCUAAACAGAGAAAGGGAUUAGCCAGUACUCUUGAUGAUGAAGUCUCCGAUAAGCUCAAUGCGGCAAGUGCCAACAAUCAUCUUCAUCAACGAAGCCCUGACCUGGAUAAUACUGCUCCUGAACAAGCUCGAUUUCAUGACGCAGCUAGUGGCGUGGCAAGAAUCUCGCAUUUGGCUCCAGUAUCACCAUCAGAAGCAGUCACGCUAAUGGAAACAACUUUAUUGGCGGAUAGUGAUAAGUCAAGGAUAUGCGAUUCGGCACAUAUGACUUUUUUUCGCACCAAAAAACCUUCGCCUGAGACGUCCCUCACCCAGGAAAGUGCACCAGUCGUCAUUCCACAAUACGAAGAUCUUGACAUGGAACCGGAAGUGGUGCGAUCGACAAGAUCAACCGCGGACUACAGAGUGGGUGCCUUGCACGUGGACGGACCUCAAUUAGAAGAGGUUUCCAGCAGUGUGGAAGAUCUCUCCUCCAGUUCCUCAUCAUCAUCUUCUUCUUCAGCUUCCGAUUCUGCUCCACCUCUCAUUGAAGCCUUCCUAGUUCGGGCGAGCCAGGCAAUACUCGGGCCGUCACAAAGACAGUAUGAGGAUGAGGAGGCACCCAAUGUACAAGAAGUGCCUCCAGAAGAAACAAUCGAAGUGGCAGAGGCGCACAAGGUGAACCUGUUUGACUUGCUCCAAAAUCGAAGUAUACAAGUCUUCAUUGGAAUCCUUCUCGGACUCGUUGUGACAAUUUCGGUCAUUAUAUCUGCAUUGCUCGUAGUCUCACGAAACAAUAGCCAAGAUAUCCCUCCACCUCCUUUCAACUUGAUUGAUGUCUUCCCGGAAUACACCCAAGCACAAAUCAAUGUUUCAAUGUCUCCCCAAAGCAAGUCUUACCAAUGGCUUGAACGCCAUCCUGCUCUAACGAACAUUACAACAUGGCGUCAACAUCAAAUGUUUGCCUUGGCUACUUUCUUUUACAGCUUCAACGGAGAGAACUGGCACCCGGAGGAACGUCAGGGCUGGUUGACAUACGACAAUGAAUGUGACUGGGGCAUCAAGGGGACCAUUGAUAUCAUCUGCAACAGCAACGGACAGAUGCAAAGAUUACGGCUGAACGAACCACUUGCGAACUUUUCUGGAACAACAAUUCCUCCCGAGUUCACCUUGUUGACUCUCCUGGAAGAGCUGUCAAUCUCGAGAAAUGAGAUAGCAGUCAACAUUUCAACUUUGCUUCCGAUGAGGUUGAAGUCCCUUUCCCUUACCGCAUUGCAGCUUUCGAGAAAUGGAAUGGUCGGAGAAGUUCCAUCAGAACCGCUCCUAUCCUGGACGAAGCUGACGUCGUUGGAUCUCAGUUGGAAUAAGUUCAGAGGCCAGCUGCCCGAACAAUUCGGAAAUCUUUCAGAUCUGAUUGAACUUGACUUGAGACAAAACACCUUUUCUUCCGCUAUUCCCAGCUCUUUUGGCGUGCUUUCCAAUCUGCGAAGCCUGGAUCUCCAAGACAAUGCACUUGUAGGUUCCCUAGUCGGGGACGUUUGCUCGGGAAGGGCCAAGAUACGCUGCGACACGACGCUAGUCAACUGCAGCGAUGGUUGCAGGUGCCUCUCGGGCCUACAGGAUCUGCUGGAAUUUCCCAACUAUACUUUGGACUCGUUGCGAAAUCCAUUGUCGUCUCAGUCUCGAGCGUACACUUGGCUUGAAGAUGAAGACUUUUCGUACCCCAUUUUGCUACAAAAGGAGCAACAGCUGAAGCAAGAAUUCUAUGCGUUGACUACAUUAUUCUAUGCCUUCAAUGGCCCCAUGUGGCCGCAAGAAGUGCUGGCUGACUGGUUGAAUCCCAUCGAACCUGUCUGUGGCUGGGACAUCCAAAGCGACGACGAAAGAGCAGACAGGCUCUUCGGCAACCGCUGCCACGAUGACGGCACUUUCCAACGUUUGUCACUUCGGAAACCGGCCGGGGAUGAUAAGGAAUUCCAACUUCUGGGAGCCAUCCCUCCUGAAAUCUCCCUCUUUAAGGGCCUUGAGAGCAUCGUGAUAUUCGACACAGAGUUGAAUACCUCCUUACAAGAUCUAAUCCCAACAGAGCUGAAGACUUUGACGAACUUUUCAGAGCUGAUUCUGGCAAAAAACCGUAUCACUGGAAACAUCUCAUCAGCAUUUGUGUCCUCGCUUCCUCGUAGCUUGACUACCUUGGAUCUACGCGAAAACAGGAUUACAGGAGUCAUCCCUGAAACGGAAAUGGGCUUGUUGACUCAGCUAGAAUCUAUUGACUUGAGCUUCAACGAUCUCUCUGGGACGAUCCCAAGUGAGCUGGGGCAAUUGUCGGCUCUUGUGGAGGUGAAUCUGGCGGGAAAUAAGUUUGACACGACCUUUUUGGCAUCCAAUGACACAUCAGGGCAAAAAGCCAUCAUUCCUUUGGAAGUAUGCAGUUUGCCUUUGCUAGAACGCUUGGUAGUCGAUUGCGACAAUGUGGCUUGUCCUGAAUGGUGUUCUUGUGUCUGCAACAAUUGA